Messenger RNA from Callithrix jacchus (white-tufted-ear marmoset), 1653 nucleotides. RefSeq lists its product as uncharacterized. Gene Ontology annotation, cellular component: keratin filament. Lineage: Eukaryota; Metazoa; Chordata; Mammalia; Primates; Cebidae. The record is from RefSeq and is a predicted model, not a curated record.
GCCAGCACCCAGACACCCACUGCUGCCUCCCUCCCAUCUGCCCCAGCUCAACCCCAGCAUGGCCGCGUCCACCAUGUCCGUCUGCUCCAGCAACCUGAGCUACGGCAGCCGCGUCUGCCUGCCCGGCUCCUGUGACUCUUGCUCUGAAUCCUGGCAGGUGGACGACUGCCCAGAGAGCUGCUGUGAGCCCCCCUGCUGCGCCCCCAGCUGCUGCACCCCGGCCCCCUGCCUGACCCUGGUCUGCACCCCAGUGAGCUGUGUGUCCAGCCCCUGCUGCCAGGCAGCCUGUGAGCCCAGCCCCUGCCAAUCAGGCUGCACCAGCUCCUGCACGCCCUCGUGCUGCCAGCAGUCGAGCUGCCAGCCGGCUUGCUGCACCUCCUCCCCCUGCCAGCAGGCCUGCUGCGUGCCCGUCUGCUGCAAGUCUGUCUGCUGUGUGCCCGUCUGCCGUGUGCCCACCUGCUCUGAGGAUUCUACAUGCUGCCAGCAGUCUAGCUGCCAGCCUGCUUGCUGCACCUCCUCCCCCUGCCAGCAGGCCUGCUGCGUGCCCGUCUGCUGCAAGUCUGUCUGCUGUGUGCCCGUCUGCCGUGUGCCCACCUGCUCUGAGGAUUCUACGUGCUGCCAGCAGUCUAGCUGCCAGCCAGCUUGUUGUACCUCCUCCGCCUGCCAGCAGGCCUGCUGUGUGCCCAUCUGCUGCAAGCCCGUCUGCUCUGUGCCAGUCUGCUAUGGGGCUUCCUCUCUGUGCUGCCAGCAGUCUAGCUGCCAGCCAGCUUGCUGCACCACCUCCUGCUGCAGACCCUCCUCCUCUGUGUCCCUGCUCUGCCGCCCCGUGUGCAGGCCUGCCUGCUGCGUGCCCGUCCCCUCCGGCUGUGCCCCCGCCUCCUGCCAGCCCAGCUACUGCCGCCCAGCCUCCUGCGUGUCCCUCCUCUGCCGCCCCGCAUGCUCCCGCCCAGCCUGCUGAGGCCUCUGCUCAGCCCAGAAGCCCAGCUGCUGCCGGGCAUGUCCCUCGGCUCACUGGGCACCGAGUCCCUCACCUCUCCCACUACUGGCCCCUGGGCUGCCCUGGUGUCUGUCUCUUCCUUGGAGAUGUGUGCACAGCCUCUCCUCCCCUAAGCCCUGGGGGCUCCCGCUAAACUCCAGGUGGCCCCGCCUCCACCCACUGCCCCCCCCUGCUCUUCCUGAACCAGGUCCCACAUUCCAGGCCCUGUGAUCUCGCCUACUUGGAAGCUGCUGCGCCUCUUUGGCCAUGCGAGGACCCUGCUUGGAGACCCUAAUAAACACCCUCCACGUAGCCCGGCCGCGCUUCACUCUCUCCUUUGGGCCUUUUCUGGCUGAACUGCUGGCCAGCCAGACUGGAGGCCAGGACUCAGGCGCAGCCUCCUGGGGCCCUCGCACCCAGCCCUACUCCAGGCCAGACACACACUAGCCUGGCACUGGUGCCAUCCCUACAGGAAUGCGCCGGUCCCAGGGAGGGUCAACAGCAUGGCAGUCCCCACCCCAGCCCAGCAGGCAAGUCCUGGUGGGCGAGUGUUGGGGUGGCAGCAGGGGCAGUCACAGGCACAGCCCCCGCACCUACCCCACCUUUCCCUGAGGGGCUGCCCUCCCUGCCGAGUGGGGGCUGGCUGGAUACAGAGUCCAGGCCCCAGACAGAGAUGA